UCCUCGCACUACGAGCACCUGUGCGCGCUGCAGGACUCGGCGCCGCUGCCCGCCGUGCGCGCCUGCCUGCGGGACGGCCUGCUGGACCUCAACGCCGACCGCCUCCGCGCCGGGGACUGGGCGCCCCUCCUGAGCACCCUCAGGAUCAGUAAGGAUCUGCCCUUGAUCUCCGUCAAGAGCUUCUUCCAGCCGUGGCUUGGGGAAACAGGUUCUGACAAAAAUAAAGUUUGCAGAAGUCGUGCUCCUGCAAUAAGAUCCAAAGAUGUAACCUUCCAGUUAUGUAAAGCUCUUAAAGGCUGUUUAAGUAUAUCAAGUGUGCUAAUGAACCUGGAGCUAAAUGGACUAAUUCUGAGAGAGAGAGAUUUAACUGUUUUAACAAAGGGAUUGAAUAAAUCAGCUUCUUUGGUGCACCUGUCUCUUGCAAAUUGUCCGAUUGGAGAUGGAGGUUUAGAAAUUAUUUGUCAAGGUAUAAAGAGCUCUAUCACUCUUAAGACAGUCAACUUCACGGGGUGUAAUCUGACAUGGCAGGGAGCAGAUCACAUAGCCAAGAUCUUAAAGUAUCAGACAAUGAGAAGAUAUGAAGAAACCUGGGCUGAGAGUCUUCGCUAUAGGAGACCUGACCUUGACUGUAUGGCUGGCUUAAGGCGUGUUACGUUGAAUUGCAACACACUCAUUGGUGACCUAGGUGCAAGAGCUUUUGCAGAUGCUGUUAGUGAAGAUUUAUGGCUAAGAGCACUUGACCUGCAACAGUGUGGCCUUACCAGUGAAGGAGCAAAGGCUUUACUGACGGCGCUUGAAACCAAUAGAACUCUGGUUGUUCUGGAUAUAAGAAAAAAUCCACUCAUUGAUCAUUCUAUGAUGAAAGCAGUUAUCAAAAAAGUUCUCCAGAAUGGAAGGAGUGCUAAGUCAGAGUACCAGUGGAUAACUUCUCCAUCAGUGAAGGAACCAUCCAAAACUGCUAGACAGAAAAAGAGAACUAUAAUUCUAGGAGGUGGUCGAAAAGGAAAAGCUACUAUUCGAAUUGGAUUUGCUACAAAGAAACCUGUAAGUAGUGGAAGAAAACACUCCCCUGGUAAAGAAUAUGGUGCUCCUGAACCUCUGCCACCUGGUGUGUCUGGUUUCUUGCCAUGGCGUACUGCAGAACGUGCAAAAAGGAGCAGGGGUUUUCCAUUAAUCAAAACUCGUGACCUAUGUAAUCAGAUGCAGCAACCAGGUUUUCCUGUGACUGUGACAGUAGAGAGCCCUUCAUCGUCAGAAAUUGAAGAGGUUGAUGAUUCUUCAGAAAGUGUUCAUGAAAUGCCUAAGAAAACCAGUUUAAAACAGGAAGCAUUACAGGAAAAACUGGAGGAGUGCCUAAAGCAGUUAAAGGAAGAAAGAGUAAUAAGGCUUAAGGCUGAUAAACGAGUCAGUGAGCUGGAACAUGAAAAUUCCAAGUUAAGAAAUAUAAAUUUAUCUUUGUCUGAAGCUCUUCAUGCACAGUCAUUGACAAGCAUGAUCCUGGAUGAUGAAGGUGUUUUGGGAAGCAUUGAGAAUUCUUUUCAGAAGUUUCAUGCUUUCUUGGAUCUCCUUAAAGAUGCGGGGCUUGGGCAGCUUGCCACAAUGGCUGGUAUAGAUCAGUCAGAUUUUCAUUUAUUAGGUCGUCCUCAGAUGAAUUCUACUAUUACUAGUCCACCUAAAGAGGAAAAGAAGGCACUUGAAGAAGAAAAACCAGAACCAAAUCAGAAUGCCCUAGGACAAAUGCAAAAUAUCCAAGUUUCUAUUUGUAUGCAGUCAGCUUACAAUGAAGGAACACUAAUGAAGGUACAAGUAUUGAUACAGAAGACUUUUAAAAUAAGUAAUCCAGACGUAACUAACAGGCAGUACCUGGUUCUGGGAAUGGGAGGGGAAGCCUGUCUGCUCAGGAGUCCCCUGCUGCUUUUCCUUUAG
Molecule: messenger RNA, 1926 nt
Organism: Galeopterus variegatus (Sunda flying lemur)
Lineage: Eukaryota; Metazoa; Chordata; Mammalia; Dermoptera; Cynocephalidae
Product: centrosomal protein of 78 kDa-like
Exons: 15
Cellular component (GO): centrosome
Molecular function (GO): protein binding
Source: RefSeq, a predicted model, not a curated record